UUUAUGAGCAGGGGUCAUCUGAUUGCCGUCUUUGUUUCCACUGUUGGAAGUGAUUUUCACCACAACACCCUCACAGCCCAUGAGACUGGUUGCAUUAUGAAAACACUCUGCCUAUUCCUGUUAGUUUACCUGCAGGGAAGCUUCUUUGUAGAACCAUCAAGUGCGCAAAGUAAUGCAGUAUGCACAAAAGAAACCUGUGUACAGGUCCCAGAUGCCACCUCAAACUUCCUGCAGUGUGUGGGCCUGUCACCUACGGACACAGGGGAAGAUCACCUGCGGCGGCUCAAAGGAAUUCUUGAAGCCACAAUGGACUUGUACACAUUUAUGAAAUCGAGCAUGACAAGGGGGACAAUUUUGAGUGUGGACGGAGCUCUGGAAUUAGACUUGGCAGCAGACCCUCUACAGAAUGAAGACCUGGUCAGGAUGUGGAUGGAGGUCAAGAUGAAGCCGCUGCUAAAAACCAUCACAAAGGGCUUCCUGUCCUGUCUCAGCACCAAGAACUUCAGCUGCUCCACCUAUCAGACUGUAGUGGAAGAGCUCAGUAACUAUUAUUCUGAGAUGGAGCCAGUCAGACAAAAGUGGAUCUACACGUUCUUUAUGUACCCGUUCCUGUCUUCAGAAAGAGUUGCUGGCUGUGUGAACCCAGACGAGAGCAGUAAGGAGUGGCUGAUGAAGAACUUUGGUGCUUUCGGUGUCCUGGCCCGAUUGAGGGACUUUUCAGCACUCAACAUGGUCUUCAGUGGAUUGGAGGCUCUAGACUUGCUGUCUCCGGCACAAAAGGCCGAGCUGCUGAUGAGCCCUGAAGUUGCCAGUUUAGACAAUGGCACCUUAUCCUUGGUCUUCCACAGUCUGCUAACAGGGGGUUCUGGUCCUUCACCCACUGCUGAACCUGGAUGGGAUUCCAGCUGGACAACCCCUGGAUACCCACCCUCCUAUCCACUACAACCCUCAUAUAAUCCUCAGCCAGGCCUCCAACAGGUUGUAAAUGGAGUCAUGGCAGCUUUCAAACCCAUUGGGAGCUUUGUUCAAGGCUUUGUAUCCUUCACACGUGAGAGAAAUGUGUCAAACAUAAAAAGCACCACUAUGACCCAAUUCCUGCUCAACUGGACUCUGGCUGAGCUGGCUGACAUGUACCGGCAGCCAAACACAUCUGUGGCCCCAGAGGAACCAUGGUUUGAUGUGACAAAUGUGGGGGCCUGGUACGAGCACGUUGUGAAGCCCCUGUUACGGAGGUUCUUGCCGAAUGAAGAACUCCUGAUGCAUCAAAACAUCACACUCGCUUUUCACGAAGUGUUCCGUCUGAACCACGGUAUGGACAACGAGACCCUGGCUGAAAUCCAGGAUGUCUGCAGCAUCACCCUUGAUAAAAGCCCUUGCGGGCUGACUGAUGCGGUGGCAAACGUGGCCCAGGUUUUGCACUGCUCUGCUCGUAACAACCUGACCAUGACCGAGGAAGUGGUCAGGCAGCUGCUUCUGCAGCUGACGCAAGUUCUGAACUCACUGAUCAGGGAGUUCUCCACAACAGGCUUCACGCAGGUGGUGUCUGAAUUUCAGCAGAUCUUCAGCGAGUCAGAAUCACCAUCUCUGACCCGGGAGCACCUCAGUGACCCACAGUUCAUCCAGCUCUGGUUCAAGGUCAAGCUGCUGCCCCUCCUGCCCAGCGUACAGCCAGAACUCCUCUCCUGCCUCAGCACCAAGAACUUCUCCUGCCCCGUUUACCAAACCCUUGUGGCAGCGCUUAGCAAAGACAUGAGCUUUAUGAAUGCUGAUGUGAUGUAUAGUCACAACAUCUACAAGUACUUCAUCUAUCCCUUCCUGCUAAAUCACAACACCUCAGACCCCCAGUGUGUAUCUUCAGCCAAUCAGAGCGCAGAAUGGCUGACGGUCAACUUUGGUUUCUUCUCAAGCUUUGCCCCCAUCACCGACUUUUACGCACUCAACCCUUAUUUCUCUGGACUGGAGGCUCUUCAGCUCCUGACUCCUAGACAGACAGCAGAGCUGCUGCUGCUGCCGCUCCGAACUCCACCAGAGAAAGAUGUUGUCAUCAACCAAGUCUUUGACUUCCUCACGCAGUCGCCUGCAGCCCGGAAGUAUCCGGAGGUCCUCCGGGCUUUGGUUGCGCUCGCUGAACAGGAAAGCCCUCCCUGCAAUGUCUACAAACAAAUUUUUGAGCGACUGUACAAAGCCAUACCAUCUCUGGCUCCAGAAAUGGAGAUAGUCACCUGGGCUAGUAUAGAAGACCUGAUGAACAUUGCACCAGAUGAGUGCGUGCCAGCAAACCUCACGUGCCCGUUAACCCAGCUCAAUGAUUCUCUCAUCUGCAGUGGAGUCAACAGCUCUGAUCUACUGUCUUACUGGAACACCUUUAAGCAAGUGUCCUGCACUUUCACCUUGGAGAAAUAUGCAUGUACAAAGCUGGACAGCUUCACAGCCAAUGACCUGGUGUCUCUCUUGAUGUGCGAUCUUCCGACAAACAGCGGCCACUCCAAAAUGCUGUGGAAGAUGCUGCUCACUAAAGUCUCCAGUGUUUUGGACCCAGCUCUGGACAUCCUGGCCGGCAUGUCCAUGCCCGUAGUUCCAUCAGCAUCAGAGGUUUUGGAUGUGAUUGGAGAGAUCAGAGUGUCGUUGCUGACCAAUGAGCAGCUUCAGAACAGCAGUGUGAUCAAGUUGUGGUUCUCAGAACGUCUAAGGAGCUUGCUGCCAUUUGCAUCAGGAAUAUUUCUGCGCUGCCUGAGCAGCAGACACCUGACCUGUCAGUCAUACCAAAAAAUAUUACAGGUGUUCAGCGACCAGUCUAAAUACAUGACCAUAAAAGAACAGCACAUGGUCCUGCAGGAUUUCAUACUCCGUUUCCUGACGCAGCCACACUCAAAUUCCAGCUGUGUGGCCACCUCCAACAGCACUGCACAGUGGCAAGAGGAGAAUUUGGGUCCAUUUUCAGCAUUUUUGUCCCUCACAGAGCUGCUCCAGCUCAACCCACAGUACAACCCUAUGGAAGUCUUGACGCUCCUGACUCCAAAGCAGAGCGCGGAGCUGCUGGUGUUGAGGCUUCCAAUUCUGCCGGAUAAAGACGUCAUCAUCAAUGCACUCUUUGAUUAUCUGACCGAGUCUGCUGAUGAGACGAAAUUCAUAGAGUUCCUGACCAACCUUACUGUGUUCAUUUAUCCGGAAAACUUCACUUGCUCAUCAUACAAAACACUGUUCACCAGACUGGACUCGGCCACACCUGUGGUUUCUCUUAAAGUCGCUAUCGUUAUCACGCAGACCAAACUGGCCCUAUCCCAGCACCUACCACCAGACUGCAUCAUUUACGGCGGACAGUGUAAUACUGUCAUGGCAAACAUGACAGAAAUCUGUGGUGAAGUGAACAGCUCAGCAAUUCAGCACUACCUCGCCAGCGGACAGAUGAGUGGACCCCUCUGCGACUUUACCGUUAAGGAAAUUGCUUGUGCCUCGCUGUCAGCGCUAACAGCAGAGCAGCUGGCGAUGAUACUGAAGUGCAACCGCUCCUCCAACUCAAGUGGCUCCAGGCCUGCCUGGAAACUUCUCCUCACCAAAGCCUCUCAGGUGCUGGAUCAGGCUCUGGAUCAGCUGGCCAACACGACACUGGACCCCAGAAGCCCGGCAGUGUCCAUGAUUCUGGACAUCAUACAAGAACUCACAAUAAACACUGUCAACACUACCACCAUCAAUAAUCCAACCUUCAUCCAGACAUGGUUUGGCCACCGCCUCAACCCAUUCCUGCCUGCCGUUUCACCCGACUUCCUCUCAUGUCUCACCACAAGGGAAUUGACUUGCAGAUCCUACCAGGAAAUUUUGCAGAUUUUGAGUCACCUCCAGCCACAAAUGACGCGCACCAGGCGGAUGUCUGUUUACACUCACUUUAUUAAGGUUUUCCUGACCAGGAACAACAGUGCAGACCCUGCCUGCAGCUCCGGCAUCGCCACCAGUGUUGAAUGGAUCCAGAUCAAUCUGGGAGGUUUCUCCGAAUUUGCGUCAAUCAAAGACAUUGGGAUGAUUUACCCCAAGUUCUCAGUGAUGGAAGCCUUGUCACAGCUGACAGUCAGACAGCUAGCUGAGGUGGCUGUAAUACCUGGUCAACUCACCUCUUCUGAGCAGGUCUACAUGGUGAUGAGUUAUGUCCCUGACCAGCUCCUCCCUGCCUUCUUUGAUGAUUUCUCACCUGUUAUCAUGGGUCAAGAAAACGCGUUCCCCUUAGUUGUGCGGUCAACCAUGUUGCAAGUUGUGUUUGAUCGUGCAAAUCUCUCCAAGCACUCGGUGGACGACUCAGUGGUAUUGAUUUGGCUUCAACACCGACUGCCCCCCCUGCUGGUGCAGCUUUCACCGGUCCAUGUUGCACCAUACUUCAGCAUACUGGCAGGAAGGAGCUGCAGUACCGAACACGUGGGUGUACAGAACCUGAACAUGACUAUCACAACGCUCAGCGAAGAAACACAGAAGGAAAUCUAUGACCACAUCAUUCAGACCCUCAGAGGCUCAGAACCUCUCCGCUGCUACGGUGACAACUACAACCGCAGUUUCUACAAAUUCCUGGAGAGCUCUUUCAUGGAGUUCCAGUUCCCUAACCUCACCACCUUCCUGUCGCUCAUUCCUCACGACAGAUUCCAACUGCUGAUAAACUCCAUGCCUCCAUCAGACCUUGGAAAUUUUCUGCGACGUCCUCAUGUUGUCGACAACGACGCAGAGCUCUGCGAGCUGUACAACAACUACAGAGAGAUGCCACAGUUUCUACAAACUGAGACUCUGCCAGAAGUGGUGAGGCGACCCACCCUGCCCUGCGUCUGGCCCAUGGCGCUCAGCAGCACCCAAAGGUCAGAUGUCAACGCUUGGUUUGACCUGCGCCUCAAGAACUACUUGGCCUUCCUCACAAAGGAUCUGAUCAGUCCCGGUGUCACAUACAACGCUUCCUGCCUGGCCUUCCAAAAACUCGUCUCAGUCCUUGGUGUAUACAACUACACCAAUGCAGACUUUAUGAGGAGCGAUGUGUUCAGCACCAUCAGGACUUACCUUUACAUCGGCACAGAUGCCAACCCAAGGUGUUACAUCGCCAGCGACCCAGAACUGAACUCCACAGCGUGGUUUGCCGAGUACAUCGGGCCUUUCAUGUCUUUCCUCACUCUGGACGAUCUUCUAACAUUUGGCUCUCAGACGGUUAUUCAGGUGUUCACAGUGAACCCUCUGAACAUCGCUCUCCUCAACCACUCUGUCAUACCUGAGAACCUCACUACUUACUAUACUGAGCUUAUAUAUGAACAGGACAGCAACUUCAACCCCUUACUUCUUCCUCUGCUGUGUCGGUGUAUCGCUCCUGGUCCUGCAUACACCCAACUGAGUCCAGAAGAGACUAUGAUAGUUCUGAUGAAUCUCACAGAUCUCUGCACAGACCUGGACCCACAGAUCAGUGCUGCUUUGGCGGGUAACUUUGGUGACAGAAUUGAUGCCCAUAUCAUUGCUGCCCUCGGCAAUGAAAGCUCCGGCAUGUCCAUAAACCAGAUCCAGUCAAUCAAACCCGAGGACUUGAGAGCUGCCCUCGGAAUUCUCGCCAGUGUGAUUGACUGGAACGAAGGUCAGGCCAGGGCCAUCAUCCAGUUGCUGCUGUCUUCAGGCAUGAUACAGCUCAACAGCUCGUCAUCACUGAUAGCUUUGGGAACUCUUAUCAUGGGUGUGUCUGUCAAAGAGUUCGAGCAAAUCAACAGUUCCCUACUGCUAGAAGCCUUUAAAAACCCAUCAUUGGUGCAAAACCUGCUUUCUGGUCCUGAGAUCAUCCAAGAGAGCGUUGUCACUCAGAUCAUAUCAGUGAACAGCAACAACGAGAAAGUAAUCGAGAACGUUCCAGAUGAUCUGGGCACUAAGAUCCCCCGACCCCUGCUGGUGGACUUCUCCAGCAGCAACUUUGUUGUCACCAAUCUCAACAAGAAGAAAUGGAUACAGCAGCAGGCUGAAUUGUUCUUCAGCGUGAUAACUGUGGAAAGUGCCACCGCACAGCUGGGAGGUCCAGACAAUCUGUCAUCCUCUGUGCUGCAAGGGUUCACGUGCACUGGAGUGAGGGCCAUUAGCAUAGUGCAAAUCAAGAAGCUGAUCAGAGCCUGUCGGAGGACGGGCAGCAACAAGGUGACACUGGUGGAGACUCAGCUGACCUGCAUGUACAAUUACAUUAAAGGAGAUGGAAACACCACCGUCUUCAGUCUCUAUCCUCCAGAUGUGCUGCUGUAUUAUAAUUACUCACUGGUGCCGCAGGCCAGCUGCAGGUCCUAUUUGACAGAGCUGGGAGAUGCAGACUUCUCUGUCUUCUCCCCGGCUCUCAGCUACAUACGAACUGCCCUGUUUGAAAAUGCAAAGCGUUGCCUGGGUAUAACAAACACAAGCUUAACUGCAGAUAACAUAUCAGUUUUGGGAAACAUGUGCUGCAUCCUGGAUGGGUCCUACAUCCAAAACUCAGAUCCAUCCAUCCUGGAAAAACUCAAAGGAUGCUCAGAUCUCACUGAUGCUCAAGCAGUUGCUGCUCAGACUCUUCUGAUUAAUGGGAAAACCAAAUACGGAGCUCCUUCAAAGUGGACUGUUCAAACUCUGAAGGAUCUUGGGAUGCUGCCACUAUAUCUGACUUCAACCUUCUAUGAUUAUUUUGACCAAAAAAGAAAACGUGAAUUCAUGAAGUACUUCCUGGCCAUUCUCAGGAAAAAUAAAGUUAGCAGGCAGAAGAUAAAGAAGCUUAAGAGGGAAAUGGCAAUCUCCGUUAGAAAUAAGUUAAAGCAAUCUCCAGCCACUGACUGCACUGUGGGUUUCAUAACCCGUGUCACUAUCAGCAGUGAAGCCUUCCCCCUUGACUACAGUGAUAUAAACCAGUUUAACAUCUGCCUCAAUGCCACCAUUGUGAGGGAUAACUUGGAUGCCAUCACUCAAAAGUUGGACCAAGACGACUACCUCAAGAUUGUUCUCAGCAAGCUGCGACAGGCUUACAGUCCCAGCUCCAUCCCAGAAAAUCAGGUUCAGGUCUUAAGCAUGGCGUCUCGUGUAGCCACUGUAGAAGACAUCAGCAUGUGGACUAUCACUGAGAUCGACACGCUCGCUGCUUUGAUGGACCCCAUAAAUGGGAUGUGGGACCCGAGUCUGGCUAGAGCCAUCAUCACCAAGUAUCUGAGUAUAAAGGGGAAUAGUCUCGGCACCGCAGAGAUCAACACCAUUGGAGGACCAAACUUGUGCUCCCUGGAUGUUCAAGUUCUGAAGAACAUUUCCCAAGAAAGUCUCAAAAUGGCCAAGAAACUGGACAUGUCCAACUGCACCGCUGAUCAAAAGAAAGAACUGUUCUCCAUCGCCUUGAAAUCAUUUACCCAAAGAACCCGCUCCACAACUGUCCCUGUUUCCACUUAUCAGCUCAUACAACCGUACCUAUCUGGUGCAGAUCUUGCAUUUGUCCAGAGUUUAGUGUCUGCCAAUGUCAGCAUGGACCUCACAACCUUCACUGGGCUGCUUGAGAAUGUUAUAAUGAACCUGACUGUUGCUGAUGUUCAAGGUCUUCUUGGUGCCAACCUCCCAACUUUGAAGUUAUAUGAAAAUGUGCCAGUGGUACAAAACUGGAUCAGUAAUCAGUACCAGUCAGAUCUUAAUAGGCUAGGAGUGGAUAUUACAGGUGGCAAGGCUGACCCCAUCACCAGCCCUACUGUCAGCACCUCCACCGGCACAAACGUCAGCACCUCCACCAGCACAACCGUCAGCACGUCCACUGGCAAAACCGUCAGCACGUCCACCGGCCCAACUGCCAGCACCUCCACUGGCAGUACAUCAGGCACAUCUUCAACAACAAAAUCAAUGACAACAUCAGCAAUAAUAUCAACAACAAAAUCUUCUGGAUCCAGCUCCACAUUACGAGGCACUGGCUUCUCUUUCCUCGUUCUCCUCGUACUCCUCAUCGCUGCUCAGCACGUUUUGAUGUGAAGAAAACUGCACUCGUGGAUGAUUAUUGGACUUUGGAAUCCAAAAUGGUUGAUAAGUGGAUAAUAGCUUGAAAUAAUGUUUUUUUAUUUAUCUCUAAUAGAAGGAAAUAAUGUUAAACAGAAGAGUGUUUGCUUUGUUCUUUGUAUUGCUCACUGUCAAGAAAAUAGUUCAUGUGCAAUAAGACAAUAAAUGUAAAUAAUGUAUUUUUGAUUACUAAAUCUUUGAGCAGCAGGUUUGUACGCUCUGAAACCUUUCACUACAUCAUUUUUAACUCAUAUUUUUGCUUUAAUUGUUUUUCAUCUGGUGGUUCAGUUACAAUGUUGAUUGCUAAAACUAAGAUUAAACAGAAAAUGGAGUUGUCAGGUAACAGCUUUGGGUUUUAUAUAGUUGUAUCCCUUUUCACAAUAGCACUUUCUUUAACCACUUUUACUUUGAAAAUGCCUUUGAGAUAUUAA
Archocentrus centrarchus (flier cichlid) is the source of this 8408-nucleotide messenger RNA. It is a transcript of the gene mslnb, whose product is annotated as mesothelin b. The transcript is spliced from 65 exons. Gene Ontology annotation, cellular component: cell surface. The coding region runs from base 4 to 7953 and encodes 2649 amino acids. The record is from RefSeq and is a predicted model, not a curated record. Gene Ontology annotation, biological process: cell-matrix adhesion. Lineage: Eukaryota; Metazoa; Chordata; Actinopteri; Cichliformes; Cichlidae.